Molecule: messenger RNA, 2043 nt
Organism: Striga hermonthica
Lineage: Eukaryota; Viridiplantae; Streptophyta; Magnoliopsida; Lamiales; Orobanchaceae
Source: the annotation of a GenBank genome assembly
AUGGAGCAUACAUGUAGUGGAAGGUUUGGAUGUGCAGAAAUGAACAGCGAAAGCGACAAGCCCGAGUCUUCCUCUGGGAAUUUUCUCAAGACGGUUCAGCCUCUUCGCGACCUCGAGUCGAAUUGGACCGUAGAUUUGGCGAAGAAUUUGGAGGAGUAUUUGCUCAAUAUCUGCUCUGGCCAGAUUUCAGGCUACGAAGAUGCCAUUUUCUCUGUAAAUUUUGCCGAAGCUGCAUUGGUGCUUCAAGGAUCUGUUCAGGUGUACAGUAGGAAAGUGGAGUAUUUGUAUUCAUUGGUCUUGCAUGCUUUGGAUUUUAUUUCACAUAAAAGUCCAGAAAAUGACGCAACCAAUGAAUCCGGCCAAAAUGGAGCAACUGAUUCACAUACUUCAAAGCACGAGGAGGAUGAUGAGUUUUGGGUUUCAGAUGAUAUACCGGUCGACCCAAAGAAUUUAUUGGAUAGUGCAGCCUGUCGGGAGCCUCCCAGUCAUUUUGUGAGGGCCCCUGCAAAUCUAGUCGUUCUUGAAGGCGAAUGCUUAGAUGCUGGUGAUGCGGGAGAGCUAGAAUCUUAUCUGUUAGGUGCGAGUGAUCUUUAUGGGGAUUUCAUUCUUCUGGAUACUUGUGACGCCAUUGCCGUCGACAAUUUUCUCAGUUCAAAAGCUGGCAGUGACCCAACAAACAUUCACUGGGGCAGUUCUGUAAUUUCUAAAGGACGCAAGAGUUUCCUGUCGCCAUCGAGGCAAUCUGGGGGAGCUGGACAAAAAUCGUCUGUUAAAAAACCUCAGGAUGCUAAUCUGGCCCAGUCUCCUUGUGUUAAUCAUGGAUUUGAGCCUAAUGCCAGCAAUAUCAGGAGUUCCCCUGCCACUGACUUUCCUGGUAUAAAUGAUGAUUUUGGGAUGGGAGAUCGAUAUUCAGAACAUGGAGAUAUGCAUGUUGAUGAUGAUGAUGACGAUGACGAUGAUGACCCAUGGAAACCUUUGAAUCCUCAUGAACCUGGGAAUCUGAAAAUUAAGCCUUAUAAAAAAGUGAAAGCUAAUACGAGGCUACAGGUUGGCUCGAAGAAGCAUAUUUCCUUAACUUCAGAAUUUCCACUUGCAAAACUCUCUGGUCCCGUUAGCACUGAACUAACUGAAAUAUGGGAAACAAAAUUUGGAGCUGCAGAAAGAUUAGGAAAAAUGGGAACACUUUAUGAGAAGCUGAGGCAAACACUUGUGGAGGAGAGGAAAACAAAUGAUGCCUUUGAUAAAGGCAAAAGCAACGAUGAAGACAAUGGAUAUGAUAGUGGGGAUCCAGAUACUGGGCCACCUGAUUUUGACAUGCCGGAUAAUACAUUCAACAAUGACAAUGUACCUCCAUAUGAAGAACAGCAGGAAGUUCCAGAUGUUAAUGCAAAUCUCGAAGAUCUUUGCCGCUCUCACUUGGAUUCUCUUCUUGCUACGCUUGCUGAAAACGAGAAACAGACGGAAAUGGCCGCUCGAGUUUCUACUUGGAAACAAAGAAUUGAGCAGGACCUGGAAGAACAAGAUGCCCGACCACCGUUUGACAUCCACAAGUACGGGGAAAGAGUUAUUGAUAAGUUAUCAAAGAAAGGAGGAGAUGAUGCAAACAAAGCAUUAUCAUUUGGAGAUGUAGUCAAGGGUCAACAGAAGCAUGAUGUUGCAAGAACUUUUUCCGCUCUUUUGCAAUUGGUAAACAAUGGAGAUGUCGAUUUGGUGCUAAACGGCCAAAAAACUGCAUCGACUUGCCAUUCAGAUGCAAAUCCUUUCUAUGUUCGUCUACUGAAAAAUGAGAGGAAAAAGGGAAUACUACUUCAGUCAUCUAAGAAGAGGGCCAAAUCUCCUGUAAUGAAAGUACAUGGCAAUGCCAAAAGCAGGAAGGGGAAAGAAAAUCUCCCUGCUGUUAGUUCAUCACCUCAAGGAUCUAACUCGAGUUUUAAAUUGUCCGUAAGUCUGGGAAAACAGAGCAGGUCUAGAUGCACCCCCGAGGGCAAGAAGAGACGAAAAUCUCGAUUAGUUGCACCUUUAGACAUGAAUUUUGUGGGAUAA